AUGGCAGCCCUUCUCACCUGCCCGAGACAAGACAAGCCGAGCGUGAGCAGGCCUAUGGCUGGGUUCUGGCUGCCGAGGUCUUGCGCCGCGCCGACGGGGUGGGCUGGAGAUGAGCGCUCCUUCUCAGAGCCCUUUUCUCUCGGGUGGCGGUCACACAGCUUCCCUUCCCGCCUCAGCCUGGCUGGCUGGGGGCUCUUCCGCGCCCUGGUGGUGGAGCACCGGCUGUUCCCGGAGGGAGGGAGGGAAGCGCGCGUGUGGGCCUCUUCUGCAGCGGCCCUUUGCUUUUGCAGGCGCUGCGCAGACAGAGAGCAGUGGGCAGGUCUUUGCCUGCUGCCGCUUGUCCGGCCAUGUUCUCCCCCCCCCCCCCCCCGCCAGUGGCAGGCCCAGCCAGGUGGGCGUCUGGCCAGGGCGGCAGGGCGAAGGAAGGCUGCCUUCCUACGGGCCUCUCCAGGAGCCAAGCUGCCCUCUCACUUGGAAGCUGCCCAACCUUCUCUGGGCACCGAGGGCUCGGCUCGUCCAGCGAGAAGGAAGCAAGUCCUGUUCCGGCUCCUCAUGCACUGCAGCACAGCAGCUCCGCCCGGCUCUGCCCCAACUCAGCUGCUGCCACUGCAGCUCCUCCUCUCAGGCACGCUUCGCGGCUGGAUCUUGAAGUUCGCUUGUAUAAUGCCAAGCCAAGGAUGCGUGGAGAGAGGCGAAGGCAGAGCAGGAGGAGGAAGCUUCACCAUCUCAACAGGCACAGCAGCCUCCACCGGCUGGAAGAAGCACUGCACCGACCUGGGGGCAUUGCCCCGAAAGAAAACCGUGCCUCGUUCUUGGUGCACUGAAAGUUGUCACCCUGGGUACGCCAAGGUGGUUAAGGAAGGAGAGCCUCUGUGCUGUUAUGAUUGUGCUCCAUGUGCAGAAGGGACGGUCUCCACUCGGGAAGGUAAUGCAAGUCAUUGUCAUAAUUGUCCGGAAAAUCAGCAUCCAAACAAGAUGCAAAAUCAAUGUGUUCCCAAGCAUAUCUCCUUCCUGUCUUAUGAAGAACCUUUGGGAAUCAUCCUAAAUAUCCUUACUCUCUUCUUCACUUUAAUCACGAGCUUCGUUUUGGGAAUCUUCAUUAAAUACAUAGAAACUCCAUUGGUCAAAGCCAACAAUCGGGAUCUGUCCUACGUUCUCCUCAUCUCCCUCCUGCUUUCAUUUCUCUCCUCUUUUCUCUUCAUUGGUCAGCCCCAAAAGGUGACCUGCCUUCUCCGGCAAACUGCCUUCAGCAUCAUCUUCUCCACUGCAGUGUCUUCUGUGUUGGCCAAAACUGUCACUGUGGUGGUGGCCUUUGUGGCUUCAAAGCCUGAGAGCAAGUUGAGGAAAUGGCUGGGGAAGGGCUUAGCUAACUCCAUCGUCUUUUCCUGUUCUGGUAUUCAAGUGGGAAUCUGCACUUUCUGGAUGGGCAUCUCUCCCCCUUUCCCAGACUCUGACAGCCACUCCCAGCCUGGAGAAAUCAUACUGCAAUGUAAUGAAGGGUCUGUGGCCAUGUUUUAUGCUGCCCUUGGCUACAUGGGCUUUCUGGCCGCCAUCUGCUUCACUGUGGCCUUCCUAGCCAGGAAGCUGCCUGGGGCAUUCAAUGAAGCCAAGCUGAUCACCUUCAGCAUGUUGGUGUUCUGCAGUGUUUGGGUGUCCUUUGUGCCCACCUACCUGAGCACUAAGGGGAAAUACAUGGUUGCUGUGCAGGUCUUCUCUAUCUUGGCCUCCAGCUUGGGCUUACUGGGCUGCAUCUUUCUUCCCAAGUGCUACAUUAUUCUACUGAGGCCUCAUCUGAAUACAAAGGAACAACUAAUGGUGAAACAUCAAGAUACCAUCUACUUUUGA
Heteronotia binoei (common prickly gecko) is the source of this 1845-nucleotide messenger RNA. RefSeq names its product vomeronasal type-2 receptor 26-like. The coding region runs from base 1 to 1845 and encodes 614 amino acids. The transcript has 3 exons. Gene Ontology annotation, cellular component: membrane. The record is from RefSeq and is a predicted model, not a curated record. NCBI's taxonomy places the organism in Eukaryota, Metazoa, Chordata, Lepidosauria, Squamata, Gekkonidae. Gene Ontology annotation, biological process: G protein-coupled receptor signaling pathway. Gene Ontology annotation, molecular function: G protein-coupled receptor activity.